AAUGAUUAAAAUUUUACGAUGCCCUUCAGGAACUCUUCUUUGAAGAUAAAAAGAGUGUCUCACAUGAUUAUCAUUUCUAUUUCCGGUAAUUUUUAAAGAAACGUCAAAAUGUCAUCAGAUAGAUUAAAUGUGUUUCCAAGUCGUAUGGCUAUGGCAAACAUGAAGCAGAGGUUGAAGGGAGCUCAGAAAGGUCAUAGUUUACUGAAGAAAAAAGCUGAUGCAUUAACUAUGAGAUUCCGACAGAUUCUAAAAAAAAUUAUAGAGACAAAGAUGAAGAUGGGGGAUGUUAUGAAGGAAUCAGUUUUCUCACUAGCAGAGGCCAAGUUUACCUCAGGAGACUUCAAUCAUGCUGUUCUACAAAAUGUCAACAAAGCUCAGCUGAAAGUACGAUCAAAGAAAGACAAUGUUGCAGGUGUACAGCUACCUGUAUUUGAACAUUACACAGAUGGUGUUGACAGCUACGAAUUGACAGGUUUGUCUAGAGGUGGUCAACAAAUUGAUAAGUUAAAGAAGAACUAUGCUAAAGCAGUAGAGCUGCUUGUACAGCUAGCAUCUUUACAAACUUCCUUUGUUACUUUAGAUGAAGUCAUCAAAAUCACAAAUAGAAGAGUGAAUGCCAUAGAACACGGUACAUAA
This is a messenger RNA of Ruditapes philippinarum (Manila clam), 636 nucleotides long. Its product is annotated as V-type proton ATPase subunit D-like. Bases 109 to 636 code for a protein of 175 amino acids. Gene Ontology annotation, cellular component: proton-transporting V-type ATPase complex. The record is from RefSeq and is a predicted model, not a curated record. The transcript is spliced from 5 exons. Lineage: Eukaryota; Metazoa; Mollusca; Bivalvia; Venerida; Veneridae. Gene Ontology annotation, molecular function: proton-transporting ATPase activity, rotational mechanism.